This is a messenger RNA of Cylindrotheca closterium, 1845 nucleotides long. Lineage: Eukaryota; Bacillariophyta; Bacillariophyceae; Bacillariales; Bacillariaceae. The record is from the annotation of a GenBank genome assembly.
AUGAAGUUCUGCAGCAGAAAUUGUCUUGGAAGAAGCUUUGCUACCACACUGGCUGUGGCUUCGUUACCAUCACAAUAUGCUAGUGCCUUUGUGCCCAACCAUUUGAUGGCCACCAGUCUCUCACUGGUUUCCGCCACUAAUAGUAAUUCUAUUGGAUAUAGAGGCGGCUCCAGUCAAGUUCGCAACAUGAGCAAAAUGGAUCAAACUUUUGAGACAUGGUCGUUUGAUGAGCCAUGCAAAACCAUGAGUUGGACCGAGAUUUCCGAGGCUUCACUUUCUGUUGCAGGCCUAUCAGACAACUGGGAUGAUUCCGAUUUGGUGCUCAUCGGAGUGUUUGCUCCAAAGAAGGAAGAAAGCGACGAGGAUGAGGAUGACAAGAAGGAAGAAGAGCCUACGGUCGAGAUUAGUGGAGAGGCCAAGGCAUACGAUGAAAAGAUGGGUGGAGCUCUUUCCAAUUUGAUGAUUGAGAACUUCAAGGCUUUCAAGAAUGGGGCUUCGGCAGGAUCUGUCACCCCUACCUUGCGUGUCUUCGCGGACGGCAAGUCGCAACGCAUUGCUCUUGUUGGACUUGGAACUCUUGAUGAAGAAAAGGACGACUUCUUGGAAGGAGUUGGCUCUGCUGUCGGAAAGGCCUUGGCUACCACUUGCAAUUCGGAAAAGAAGGCCAAGACGGCCAAGAUUUUGUUGCCAGAGGCUGUUGGUUCCAGUGCCGAUAUCCUCAAGGACAUGUCGACAUCCUUCUACUCGACCUUGUACGCCGACAAUCGAUUCCGCAGCGAAAAGUCAAAGGAAACACCAGCUGAAGACUUGGAAUCUGUAACAAUUGUCGUUGAAGGAUCCUCUGCGGAUGGAGCCGAUGCUGCCUUGGAGUCUGGAAAGAAACUCGCCAAGGGUGUUCAUAUGACCAAGGACAUUGUCAAUGCCCCACACAAUGUCUUGAAUUCAUUGAGUCUUGCCGAAACCGCCAAGCGCAUUGCCGAAGAGAGUGAUGGUACCAUCAAAUGUGAAAUCUUGGGCGUCAAGGAAUGCGAAGAAUUUGGCAUGGGUGCCUUUUUGGGCGUCGCCCGUGCUUCCGAAACGCCACCUCAAUUUAUUCACUUGACGUACACUCCUCCAGAUGGUGUGGUGAAGAAGAAGGUUGGAGUUGUCGGAAAGGGUUUGCUCUUUGACACUGGUGGUUACAACAUCAAAACAGCCAUGAUGGAACUGAUGAAGUUUGACUGUGGUGGUGCUGCCGCUGUUCUUGGUGCUGCUCGUGCCAUUGGGCAAUUGAAACCUGAAGGCGUCGAAGUACACAUUUGCGUUGCUGCUUGCGAAAACAUGAUCAAUGGCAAGGGUGUGGUUCCAAGUGACAUUUUGACUGCCUCCAAUGGAAAGACUAUUGAGGUGCUCAACACCGACGCCGAGGGACGAUUGACAUUGGCCGAUGCCAUUGUGUACUGCGACAAGGAGAUGGGAUGCUCUUCCAUUAUUGAGCUUUCUACCUUGACUGGAGCUUGUAUGGUUGCCUUGGGAUCUGGAAUGAGUGGUGUCUUUACCGAGAAUGAUGACUUGGCAAAGGAACUAGAAGAUUGUGCCAAGGUCACGGAAGAAAAGGCCUGGAGAAUGCCCAUGGAAAAGAGUUACAACGAGCAACUCAAGAGUAAGAUUGCUGACUUGAAGAACAUUGGAGGAAGAUAUGGAGGAGCCAUCACGGCUGGUCUAUUUUUGCAAAACUUUGUCGACAAGAAGAAGCCAUUUGCACACAUUGACAUUGCAGGGCCUGUUUGGGACUUCAAUAAUGGAGUCGCAACUGGAUAUGGGGCCAAGCUGGUGACUGAGUGGAUAACCCGUCAAGGAAAGUAA